Molecule: messenger RNA, 2212 nt
Organism: Gambusia affinis (western mosquitofish)
Lineage: Eukaryota; Metazoa; Chordata; Actinopteri; Cyprinodontiformes; Poeciliidae
Gene: soat2
Product: sterol O-acyltransferase 2
Exons: 16
Coding region: 120-1715 (531 amino acids)
Biological process (GO): cholesterol efflux; cholesterol metabolic process
Cellular component (GO): endoplasmic reticulum membrane
Molecular function (GO): cholesterol O-acyltransferase activity; cholesterol binding; fatty-acyl-CoA binding
Source: RefSeq, a predicted model, not a curated record
ACAACAGCCGGGAGAGACAUACUUAAUCAUUCGCCAGGAACAUUGUCUCAGUGAGGAUCAUCGUGUGGAGCAGGGCAAGCCGUUCAUCUUGCUGGCUGCUGGCUGGGAUUGUUUUUAUCAUGACUUCUUCAGAAGCUUCCAAUGGAGUGUGGCAUCGUAAAACCAAGACUCAUCAGCAAGAGUCCAAGUCCGAUCAAGCCAAGAGUCAUGAAAAUGUGCAGGAAGACCUGGUUGAGUGGGAAAAAUACAUAAAGAAAGUAAAAGAGAAAGUUUUAGAGCAGGUCCAGGAUCAUCUCAGAGAUAUUCUUGACAAAGCUCUGACUGAGUCUAUCGAACCUCCUCCCCAUCUUAAAUCUGCACUGAAUGGGAAAACAACAAUAAAAGAGUCAUCCAGAUCUCAUAGGAUGGAUGAUGGCAAAGUGUUUUUGGAGCGAGCAUCUCUGUUGGAUGACCUGUUUGAGAUCAGCCACAUUAGGACUAUCUACCACAUGUUUAUUGCUGUGCUCCUCAUCUUCUGUUUGAGCACGUUGGCUGUUGACUACAUUGACCAGGGCAGGUUGGUUUUGGAGUUUGACCUGCUGUUCUACGCCUUUGGGAAACUGGGGACGGUCACCUGGGCUUGGCUUGCCAUGUUUGUUUACACCCUCUUUGUUCCUUACUUCAUCCUGGAGUUUUGGGGCGCUUUGUACCACAAAUUUCCCUCCAAGUUGGGGCUCACUCUGGGUGCAGGGUUGAUCUUUACUACCUUACAGACCUGUGUGCUUGGACUGUUCCCAAUCUACACGGUUGUGCAUCACCAGCUGCCUCCAGCGUCUCGAUUUAUUGUUAUUCUGGAGCAGAUUAGAUUCUUGAUGAAGACCUACUCGUUCAUUAGAGAAACGGCCCCCGUUAUCCUGAAGAAUGCACCAAAGGAAGGAGAAAAUCCCAGGUUUCCAACAUUCUCCAGCUACUUGUACUUCCUUUUCUGUCCAACACUUAUCUACAGGGAAGUUUAUCCUCGAAAUGAACAAAUACGUUGGAAAUAUGUUGCUGUUACUCUUGGCAAGAUUUUUGGAUGCCUAUUUUAUGGGUAUUUCAUCCUGGUGCGACUUUGUAUACCUGUCUUCAGAACGGAGACCAAUCAGCCUUUUAGCAAAAGAACAAUGGUCCUGGCCGUAUUUCACUCCAUAUUGCCAGGAAUAAUGCUCCUCCUGCUGUGUUUCUUUGCCUUUUUGCACUGCUGGCUCAACCUCUUUGGGGAGCUGCUGCGUUUUGCUGACAGGAUGUUCUACAAGGACUGGUGGAAUUCUACAUCCUUUGCAAACUACUAUCGGACCUGGAACGUAGUGGUUCACGACUGGUUGUACUACUAUGGAUACAGAGACUUCCUCUGGCUGUCCAACAGGAGAUUCAGAGCAGCAGCUAUGCUGUCCGUGUUCAUUGUCUCUGCAGUUGUCCAUGAAUAUGCUUUGGCCAUGGGCUUUGGCUUCUUCUACCCGGUCAUGUUCUGUCUCUUUGCAAUUUUUGGAGUGGCUUUCAACUUUACCAUGACCGAUAAGCGACAGAGCCCCGUGUUCAACGUCAUCAUGUGGGCGUGUCUCUUCCUGGGUCAGGGUGUCCAGGUGUGUCUGUACUGCCAGGAGUGGUAUGCCCAGAUACACUGCCCACCAGCAGGGCAGGACAGCUUGUGGGAGCUGGUGAUGCCUCGAUCCUGGUCCUGCAGCUACCAGACAUGAAGCCAUAUUUCUCCAUAAUUGGGAUUCAAUCAAUGAAGCUGGAAAAAUGUAUAAUGGACAGAAAAGAAGGAACAGCAAACAAGGAAGACGAAAACUUGAAACAUGUGCAAAUUAAAUUUUGUGCAGACAGCCUUAAAAACAUUUUGUUACUUAGUAAUUUUAUGAUGUUCUUUUCAAUGAACUGUUUUCUUUGAUCACAAAGAGACAGAACAACAUUACACCAGAAAACUGGUGACCACUUAUCAUUAAAAGUAUGUGUUGCUGUUUUGAAGUGGACCAUGUAAUUAUAUUACUUCAUGUAAUGUUAGACUGGUCACAUAAACAAUAAUUUACAGAAGGGAAUAAGUACUGUAUUUCCAGAUAGUACUAGCUGUCUAAAGUUAUAUGUUGUAUCCCUUUAAACUUUAAUUUUUGAAAUUUACAUGUCUUGAGCCUUGUAGGACAAUUUCCCUAUGGCUUUUUGUUUUUACUGUUUUUAUAUUAAAAACAUUAUUGUU